AUGAAUCUGAUGACAGAGAGUAACGGGAAGGUUGUCAGUUGUGUUGGAGAAGAUAGAAUCAGUAACCUGCCAGAACACUUGAUAGAUUCAAUCUUAGAACGGAUCCCAGUUCAAGACACUGUAAGGACAAGCAUUAUAUCAAAAAGUUGGAGGUACAGAUGGACCAAAUUGAAGGCUGUGGUUUUUGAUAAAGAUUUCUCGAAUAAAUUUGCAAAAAAUGGAGCUUUUGGUCGUAAUGGGUUUGUCAGGAUCAUCAACCAAGUCUUGUUCCUUCACAAGGGUCCUAUCUUGAAAUUUCAUCUCAACAUACCAAACAUGGUUCUUGAUAGCUUCCUGGAAGUUGAUCAAUGGAUGUCAUUCUUAUCUAGACAGGGUGUUACUGAACUUCCACUUGCGUUUGAAGGAUUUCUCAAUCUUGAAGAACUUUUUCUCAAGGAUAUCGAUUUUGGGGCUAGCUUGAGUGGAGCUAAGGUCAACCUACCACAGCUUAAGAAGUUGUCCCUGUAUUGGUGCACAAAUGUUUACAAUUUCAAUAUUAAGGCUACAAAACUGCAGUAUUUGGAAGUCCUAACUUGCCCUGAUGCUAUGUUGAUCCAGUUAUUAGGCAGUCCAUGCCUUUUUGAGGUUGUGAUUAUUUUGCAGAACCGCAUACAAGAUUAUGAACAAGCUGAAAAAACUAAUUUGGCCACAAUUUUUAGUAACUUGCCCACAGUUAGAACCUUUGGUAUCGACAGUUAUUUUGUUAAGUUUUUGGCUGCAGAAAAGAUUCCUAAAUUGCUUCCACAUCCGAUUAGUAGUUUAAAAUGUCUCUGGUUGCUGUUUUUUCAACUUGGUGAUUUGGAUCUACUUCAUGCUGCUCUUUGUUUGCUUCGAAACUCACCCAAUCUGGAAAGUCUGCAUAUGUAUAUGCUGGGCAUGCAGGUGGAUCCCCGAGUAGAUGUGGGACCUGCUUCAAAUCAUUUGGAAUCCCCAAACUGCUUGGAUUGUACAUUGGAUCAGUUGCAAACUGUAGAGAUAACAUAUUUAGAAGGAUCAAAACCAGAACUGCUUUUUAUAAAGCUUCUUCUUGCUCAUUCCCCUUCUCUCGAGAAGCUUACCAUCACAACAAGUGGAGAUCUUGAUGCUAAAAAAAUACUUGCCAUCUCAAAGGAUGUUAUGCGCUUCCCUCGAGCAUCACCAAAAGCAGAAGUGAUCUACUUGAACCCGGAGACAUAA
Lactuca saligna is the source of this 1215-nucleotide messenger RNA. The record is from the annotation of a GenBank genome assembly. NCBI's taxonomy places the organism in Eukaryota, Viridiplantae, Streptophyta, Magnoliopsida, Asterales, Asteraceae.